AACAAAGACUCAUAGCUUACUUCCUUAAGAAGCCUCUAUAAAUUGAAUAUUUCUAUUUUAUUAAUUAGGAUACAUAAAAUCUUUAACACUUCUUUUUCCCAUUUACGCUGUAGCUGAAGAUAUUUCUUUGUAACGAAAAAAAAAAAAAAAGAAGAUUUUUCUUUGCUAAUUAAUUUGUUUUGGGACUAGGGUUUUGGUCAGUUAUGAGUAUUUCCUUCUUUUUUUUAGAAUGAAUUUUUUUGUGAAAUUAUGAGGAGAAUUGUGAAGAAAGAAAAACAAGCAGAUAAAGCCGAUGAAGAAGGUGAACCGGUUCGAACCAGGGUGGCGAGAGAGCCCCGAGAUGACUCGGCAUAUGUUGAGUCGGAUCAGCUGACUCGGCAAGAGGAUGCCGCAAAACGGAGGGUUCUUCGCUCCAAAUAUCUUGCCGUCAUGACCAAAAUCAACGGUGCAAGGGAUGAGAUAUCGAGUGUGGAUUCUAAUAAAUUUAACAUCAUCAUUAAUGAAGUCGACAACUUGCAUCAACAGGUGUCCAAGCCGCGGGAACAAGUAGCUGAUGCAGAGGCAUUGUUGGACUUGGCUAACACAUUGUCAACUUCUGUUAAGUCAAUCUCUUUUGAGGGAAUUAGCCCGGCAGACUUUGUCAAUUGUUUAGUCAGCGAGUUUGGGAAAUCCAAAAGGAGCCUUGACACACAAGAAAAUGAACAGAUAUUGGUCAAUUGGAAAGAUGUUGGCAUGGCAGUUUCACCAUUCUUUAGAACCUGCAAAGGAAUUUGCACCAUGCUUGGACCUAUGAAGAAUGAGUUAAAGCAAAGGAAGUGUAUGGUUACUAGAAGGCAUGCUGUCAGACCAACUGAUACUGCUCGGCCUGAAGAGGUUAAUAAUAUCGGUGCUGAUGAGCAAACUGAUACUGACAAAAAUAUGGCAGUUAUGUUUGAAAUCUUAAGGAGAAGAAGACGAGUGAAACUUGAAAGUUUGAUUUUGAAUAGAAGCUCUUUUGCACAGACCGUGGAGAAUUUAUUUGCUCUUUCAUUCUUAGUCAAAGAUGGGAGAGCAGAAAUAGUUCUGGAUGAAUCUGGUUCUCAUAUUGUUUCACCCAAAAAUGCUCCUAGUGCUGUGUCUGUAACAAAAGGCGAGGUUGCUUACAGCCAUUUUAUAUUCAGGUUUGAUUUUAAGGACUGGAAGUUAAUGAUGAAUGUGAUACCUGUUGGUGAGGAGCUAGUGCCACAUAGGGAAGGUUCUACAGAAUAAUUUAAUAGUGAACGUGGUGCCAAUUGGAGAGGAGUUGAUGCCUCACAGGGAAGAUUAACACUCAAUUCUUUCCCAGGCAGAAUCAGCCGCAAACAAAUUCAGAAGGGUUUCUAACUACAUCACCAAUCCUAAACUUAUCCGGGAACCAAGGGUUGGUUCUGCAAGAAUCCAACUCGCCUGAAACUGAUGUUGCUAGCCAAGGCCCCCGGUAGGUUUAGGCGGAAGCUCAAUUGACCGGGUAGCUCUAUUUUUUUUUUUUUUUUU
This is a messenger RNA of Durio zibethinus, 1512 nucleotides long. Its product is annotated as non-structural maintenance of chromosomes element 4 homolog A-like. Gene Ontology annotation, biological process: DNA repair. The record is from RefSeq and is a predicted model, not a curated record. Gene Ontology annotation, cellular component: nucleus; Smc5-Smc6 complex. NCBI's taxonomy places the organism in Eukaryota, Viridiplantae, Streptophyta, Magnoliopsida, Malvales, Malvaceae.